UUACUGUGAACAUUUAAUGUUGGGUGCUUGAAACGUCUCUCCACUUUGACACUGCAACCCUUUGCGUCAUGGGCGGCGGUGCACAUUUGCCCUUCGAGCUCUUUGUGAGAACCCCAUCCGAGAUUGUUCUACAGCUCGAGGUGAAACCGAGUGACACCAUCGAGGAGGUCAAGGCACGUCUGGCAACCUUGGAAGGCACUCCAGUGGAACGUCAGCGUUUAUUGCGUCAAGGUGCUCCACUCCCAGACAAACGAAGCCUCGAGGCUUGUGGUGUUGCAGCAGGGACAGUUCUACUUCUGGUGCCCAGGAUGCAAGAGCUCGGACAGCGAAAUGUGCCUUUGCUCCCAGAGAAGCCUUUGGCUUCGGGCAUUCCGAGACCUCGAAUUCCUUUGGUUUGCACAGACAUUGCUCGCCCAUUUCCGAUGAGCCUGGAGUUUGUCAGCAUUUCCGAGUACCAAUCCUUCAUGCUCUCAUUGCAGCGCCAGGUCGGAAAGAAAUCUCUCACUUCCACAAUAGCACAUGUGGCCGAGGUGGAUGAGAGGGCGCCCUAUUUGGAAAUUUUAUCGCUGGACAACAUGCGGCCUCCAGUCCAGACACGGGUAACAUUUGAUGAGGAGAGUGAGGUACUCCUUAUCGACACUGUGGGUGACAUUUUAGUCGACAAUGUGCAUCUGCCAAGGAGCUCCAAUGCAGUAGCACUACGGGGUAACAUCGUUUCCUCUCUCGGACAACGGGUGCCUUUAUCGCAGCAAGGCCAUCGCUAUUAGGUUGGAGGCCAUCGCUACCAGGGUGGAGGUCAUCCCUCCCUUGCAUUUGGGUCUUGGUGGCAAAUCUUUUGCCUCUAGAGGUUUCCUGACAUGUUACACAUGUUGACGAAGCGGCAAGAAAGAGUUCAGUUGCAUGAUCCUUGUCACCUUUCCCGAUUUCAAUCCUUGGGAGCAACUUGGAAACAAGAUUACUCAUGGACUCAUGGACCCGCUCUUUAAUCGUGAAGCCAAACUUGGGAACCAGAUUACCAAGACGGCGUGCCUUGAGCAAAGUCAUCCAGCAGCAUUGCUGGGAACGAGGUGUGUCAACAAAUGCGAAGCCCAAUAUAGACAUGUUUCUUGAAGUGCGAUAUGAACAACAUUUGUUAACAAAGCUACCAACACUAUGAAUACCAGGGGCUCCAGGAGAGGUCGAAUAGUGUCGAGGAGUUCGAGGGAGUCGAACACCUACUCUUCAUUCACGGUUAUCACAGGUUCACGCUUCAUUGUUUGUUUCUCAAAGUACGGUUAUGCCGUGGUUCAACAAUCAAGAAGACUAUGUACUUUCUUGUUGUUACUAGUAGUAAGGCCCUUGCUCCUAGUAGCGAUGCCAGGAGCCCCUAGUAGCUUCUUGUUCCUAGUAGCGAUGCCCUUUGCUCCUAGUAGCGCUUCGUGUGUUUCUCAAAGUACGGUUAUGCCGUGGUUCAACUUAAAGAUUGUGUUUUUAUGAUGCUUUAGCUGCUUCAGGCAAACACACGCAAACACCAAGGGCCCGCGCUGUCAUAUUUGCCGCGCAGUGUUCAAGUGCAAGAUCCCCAUCGCUCCGCCAUCAAUUUCAAGGCAAAGGCGGCCAUUAUGGCACAACACCCGCAAUUCUCCAUGCAGAUCCAACCCCCUCAUACGAACUCGGACACGCCUGCAAAGCAACAACAAGUUGGAAUUUGGAUAGAUUUGAGGCUUUCUUGGAUUCUGACAGUUACGGUCAUUGCUAAAUGGUCACUUCUUCUUGAACUCUUUCUCAAGAAUCUCAUUGUGCUAACUAGAUCUGGUUGCACUAGCCACUUACUUUGCUUGCUACUUUGCUGCCUAACUUCUUGCAUGGCCUACCCCCCGCAAAAAUGAUAUACAUACUGACUAAGUACUAAGUUACUACGAAGAACCUACUUUGUGUAUUUUCUUUACACAUUCCGUUUUAUGCAUGCUAUUCUAUGAUAUUCGAGGCAUUCUUUCAGCGCACAAAUAGUAUGGUUUGCUUCAAACGUGCGAUGGCCUCCAACCGACUAGCGAUGGCCUCCAUUGGACUCGGAACCCCAGGAGCAGAAAUUCGCAGAGCUCGUCACCGGCCUCCGGCCUCAUCAGUGAAACCGCUGAUGAACGAGCUGAGGCCGUAACAUUCUUGUAGAUAAGAGAGAUCACACUUUUGUGAUCGGGUCAGACAUUUCGCCUUUGAAGCAAGUAGCAGCAAGAGGUAGCAAGGGAUGAGCAAGCAGAGGUCGUCGUCCU
This is a messenger RNA of Durusdinium trenchii, 2249 nucleotides long. The record is from the annotation of a GenBank genome assembly. Lineage: Eukaryota; Dinophyceae; Suessiales; Symbiodiniaceae.